This is a messenger RNA of Schistocerca nitens (vagrant locust), 1914 nucleotides long. RefSeq names its product thioredoxin-like protein 1 (gene Txl). Lineage: Eukaryota; Metazoa; Arthropoda; Insecta; Orthoptera; Acrididae. The record is from RefSeq and is a predicted model, not a curated record. Bases 245 to 775 code for a protein of 176 amino acids. The transcript has 5 exons.
CAGCGCAGGGCUAGAAUGUGUUGAAAUUGCAUCUGUUAUGAAUUUGGUGAAUUUAUUUGUGGAUGAAGAACAUGUGUGUCACAGUUGUUGAGAGUGAUAGCAUAUUGUGGUCGGAAUUGUCGUCGUCGUCGUCUUCCAACAAACUUGUUGUGGACUUCACAGCAAGUUGGUAAAAAUUAAUACAGUGAGAGGUGCAGACCCUGCAGGCCUAUAAAGGAAAAUACAGCAGCCCAUCUCAGCAGGAAUGUCAGGCGAAGGGGAGCCUAGUGUACAGGGCCACGUGGAUCUGGCCAGUUUUUAUGAUAAAAAGCAGUGUGAAUGUUUGAAUGAAUCUGACGAAAAUGGAUUUAAAAAUUGCCUCACAAAUUCUCCAAGUUAUCUGGAGUCUGACUGUGAUGAACAGCUUAUAAUAUCAAUUUCAUUCAUGCAACCUGUGAAAAUCCAUUCAAUAAAACUUAAAGCUGAUAAAGAAAAAGGACCAAAAACCAUAAAACUCUUCAUUAAUCGCACACAGACCCUUGAUUUUGACUCGGCAAAUUCUUAUGCCCCAGUUCAGGAAUUAAUACUUACACCAAGUGACCUCGAAGGGAAGCCUAUAAACCUAAAGUUUGUAAAGUUCCAGAAUGUUCAAAAUAUUCAACUAUUCAUCAAAGACAAUCAAUCUGGAAGUGAAGCGACUCAAAUUGAAUAUCUUUCAUUUAUUGGUUCAGCUAUAUCGACUACAAAAAUGGGUGACUUUAAGAGAGUUGCUGGGAAGAAAGGUGAAAGUCAUUAGAAACAUUGGAAUUUACUCACAAUUUACUAUCAUCUGCCUAAAAAUGACAAUAUUUAUGUAAUGCUAAAUCAGCAUUUCACACCUUUUCGUACAGUUUGGCAACAUGAUGGAGAAAUAAUGUUUACUGCUGAAAAUCAUUUGUUUGUUCAACAAGAAUGUCUGGUUUGUGUGACACGAUAUUGAGUAGCAUUUUCAACAUUUGGGUGUUUCACAUUUCUGUGAUCAGUACUAAAUUUCUACACAGAUGAGGAAAGGACAGACAUGUUACCCAUUCAACAAAGUACAUGCAGUACCUCCUUCUGGUAUUGUGCUGAACUAUUGCUUCAAAUUUGUAUGCCUCAUAGUUGUUUAUUGUACUGUUGAAUAAUUUGCAUUCUUCAUGUAAACAGCUUGUAUGAUUGAGAUGGCAUGUCUUACAUGUAAGAUACAGUGGUAUAAACUCAUGUAUUUAGGGUUCCAUAAUACAGUAUUAUUAGUUUCGCUCUACAUGUGACAGGUGAUGUGCAUUUUUAUCUGCAAUUGUUUAAAGGCACAGUGACAAUGAAAUUUAAUCUGACUACACAUAAAGAACGAUGUAUAAUUACUUCAGGAUAUUAGUUCAAGUUACUUAACAAAGUAAAAAAAAAAAAGAAUCCAAGUGAGAUAUACACUUCAGAUUUAUUAUUGCUGUUGUAGUUCUAAUUAUUUUCCUCAGCAGAGGUUAGAUUAAACCACCUUUUAUAAUCUCAUUCAGAAAAUUGUUAAAUUCACUCAAAGACAGAUGUCUUUGCAUUUAACUACUAUAAACUAAUUCGUAUAUUUGAUCUGUCAGCUUGAUGUAUCUGAAACAGAUGUGUUGAAGGAAUAUGAAAAUGCAGACAGAAGUAAAUGUCAUUAGCCUUACAUGUAGCGACAAAUGUAAUUGAUUUAAAUUUGUAUAUUAUUAGUCAUCUCACCGGCAUCUGUGUAUAUGUCGAUACACCAUAUAAUCACUAACUGAAAUGAACUAGCAGCUGUACAGUGUGUGUGUGUGUGUGUGUGUGUGUGUGUGUAUCAGAGAACAGCCAUGUCCUCAAUGAAUUCAGUCGUGUCACUUUUUUGUUUUAAAGCUUUUGAGAAUCAUAAUGCAUUAAUAUGGCUAAUAAAUUUUGUGGAUGCUA